This is a messenger RNA of Saimiri boliviensis boliviensis (Bolivian squirrel monkey), 996 nucleotides long. It is a transcript of the gene CISD1, whose product is annotated as CDGSH iron sulfur domain 1. NCBI's taxonomy places the organism in Eukaryota, Metazoa, Chordata, Mammalia, Primates, Cebidae. The record is from RefSeq and is a predicted model, not a curated record. Gene Ontology annotation, cellular component: intracellular membrane-bounded organelle; mitochondrial outer membrane. Gene Ontology annotation, molecular function: 2 iron, 2 sulfur cluster binding. Gene Ontology annotation, biological process: regulation of autophagy.
ACGCAUGCUCAGCACCUACCAGGGUCGAGCUCACACACACGUGCUUACGGCCCGCCGCGGCGCCUGCGCGGUAGCAGCGCGAAGUCGGCUCCCUGAGUACGCCGCCGGCACAUUGACUCUCGCCGGCCGCGCGAACCCGUUUGUGCUCGGUAUCCUAGUGCACACGCCUUGCAAGCGACGGCGCCAUGACUCUGACUUCCAGUUCCAGCGUACGAGACACUGAAGAUCUGACUCAGGAAGUGCUGGGAAGGAGUCCGGUGUGUUUAUCCUGACCCGUUCAACUUCUUCCUGCAGCCCACUCCAUGCUGGGAAUAGACAACUCUCCUCUGAGACUGAGGCUAACCAGAUUAUGCAGAACUUUCUUCUCUCCAUCAUUGCCUGGAGCUGGGUUGAAUGGAUCGCAGCAGUUACCAUUGCUGCUGGGACAGCUGCAAUUGGUUAUCUAGCUUACAAAAGAUUUUAUGUUAAAGAUCAUCGAAAUAAAGCUAUGAUAAACCUUCAUAUCCAGAAAGACAACCCCAAGAUAGUACAUGCUUUUGACAUGGAGGAUUUGGGAGAUAAAGCUGUGUAUUGCCGUUGUUGGAGGUCCAAAAAGUUCCCAUUCUGUGAUGGAUCUCACACAAAACACAAUGAAGAGACUGGAGACAACGUGGGACCUCUGAUCAUCAAGAAAAAAGAAACUUAAAUGGACACUUGAUGCUGCAAAUCAACUUGUCAUGAAGUUACCUGAUUGUUUAAUUAGAAUGACUACCACCUCUGCCUAAUUGACCUUCCCUGGGUUCUAAAUGUGGCAUAUUGCAAACUGCAGCUUUCACAUUCAUGGCAUUUGUCUUACUUGUUGAAACAUCGUGGUGCACAUUUGUUUAAACAAAAAAAAAAAGAAAGAAAAACCACCCUCAUGGCCUGUGGGUUAUUUUGGUCUUGUAAGGAUCCGUUUCUUUAAAAUACUAACAUAUAGAGUCGUAUCUUGAAGGCAACAUAUUAUUCUCAAAAUUA